Molecule: messenger RNA, 1204 nt
Organism: Vigna radiata var. radiata (mung bean)
Lineage: Eukaryota; Viridiplantae; Streptophyta; Magnoliopsida; Fabales; Fabaceae
Product: glutathione S-transferase L3
Exons: 10
Coding region: 118-831 (237 amino acids)
Molecular function (GO): glutathione transferase activity
Source: RefSeq, a predicted model, not a curated record
UUGGUGGGACCCAUACAUAGGAAAGGCAACAGCAUAAAAGGACCAAACUCGCUUGAACUUAGACACCAUUCUGGUUCUGUCCACUCAAUCUUUGAUUUUCUGUGAAGAGCAACGUCAAUGGCUACUUUUGGCGCGCAAGGUGUUCGUCCUCCUCCAUUGACAUCCACCUCCGAUCAACCUCCUCUUUUUGACGGCACCACCAGGUUGUACACCAGUUAUGGUUGCCCCUAUGCACAACGUGUAUGGAUCACUAGGAACUACAAGGGGUUACAAGAAAAGAUCCAUUUGGUCCCCAUAAACCUUCAAGACAGGCCAGCUUGGUAUAAGGAGAAAGUCUACCCUGAAAAUAAGGUGCCAUCAUUGGAGCACAAUGGCAAGGUUCUGGGAGAAAGUCUUGAUUUGAUCAAGUAUGUAGAUGUCAACUUUGAAGGGACACCUUUGUUUCCCACUGAUCCUGCCAAGAAAGAGUUCGGUGAGCAAUUGAUAUCCCAUGUUGAUACAUUCACCAGAGACCUGUUCGUUUCAUUGAAAGGAGAUGCUGUACAAGAAGCCAGUUCUGCUUUUGGAUACUUGGAGAAUGCUCUUGGUAAAUUUGAUGAUGGGCCAUUCUUGCUUGGUCAGUUAAGUUUGGUGGAUAUAGCAUAUAUUCCAUUUGUUGAAAGAUUUCAAAUUGUCUUUGCUGAGUUGUUCAAACAUGACAUCACAGAAGGAAGGCCUAAGAUUGCAAUAUGGCUUAAGGAGCUGAACAAGAUUGAUGCUUAUACAGAGACAAAAGUCGAUCCACAGGAAGUCAUUGAUCUUUUCAAGGAACGUUUUCUGCCUAAACAGUGAAUGCUUGAUGCUUCAGGCUUCCGCUAAGAUUUAGACUCUGCCAAUAAAGCGUUAUCUGCAUUGAUGGGAGCACAGGAUGCAUCUUCAAUCAAGUUAUCUGUGUUUAGACUAUGCCAAUAAAGCGUCCUCUGCAUUCAUGGCAGCACAGGAUGCAUCUUCAAUCAAAUAUCUGUGUUUAUUUGCUAGAGUUGCACGAGUGUUUGAUGUGAUAAUUAUGUUCAUUUUUCAGCUUGUUUGUUUGAUGUCAUAAUAAGGUUUAUUUACCAGCUUAUAAUCACGGUUGAUUAUAUUCUACAAUUAUCCUAUGUUAUAUUACGUAGUAAGCUUUGAUCUAGUGUUAUGAAUGUUAUAUCACGUCCUAAGCUUCGAUCAA